Messenger RNA from Aedes aegypti (yellow fever mosquito), 1488 nucleotides. RefSeq names its product 26S proteasome regulatory subunit 8 (gene Rpt6). Lineage: Eukaryota; Metazoa; Arthropoda; Insecta; Diptera; Culicidae. Gene Ontology annotation, biological process: proteasome-mediated ubiquitin-dependent protein catabolic process. The record is from RefSeq and is a predicted model, not a curated record. Gene Ontology annotation, molecular function: proteasome-activating activity; ATP hydrolysis activity; ATP binding. The transcript is spliced from 3 exons. Gene Ontology annotation, cellular component: proteasome regulatory particle, base subcomplex. The coding region runs from base 161 to 1372 and encodes 403 amino acids.
UCAUCGUCAUCUUUUGACUGUCGCGGUGAUCGGCUUGCCAAACUGAUGAGCUUGCAUUUUUGUUUGACUGGUGUCUGGAGAACAGUGACCGCACAAAAUAUCCCGGAAUCUGUGUAAAAUCUCCUGCUUACGGUGAACUGCUGUGGUCAAUUUCAGCGAAAUGACCAACUCGUCCAAGAUGGAAGUGGACACCCAGAAGGGGGAAGGCUUCCGGUCGUAUUACAUCCAGAAGAUCGAGGAGCUGCAGCUGAUUGUGGCUGAGAAGAACCAGAACUUGCGCCGUUUGCAGGCGCAGCGUAAUGAGUUGAAUGCGAAGGUUCGAAUGCUGCGGGAGGAGUUGCAGUUGCUGCAGGAACAGGGAAGUUACGUGGGAGAGGUGGUGAAGCCCAUGGACAAGAAGAAGGUCCUGGUCAAAGUGCACCCGGAGGGCAAGUUUGUGGUGGAUAUCGAUAAGAACAUCGACAUCAACGAUGUCACUCCGAAUUGCCGUGUGGCCUUGCGGAACGAGAGCUACACUCUGCACAAGAUCCUUCCGAAUAAGGUCGAUCCGUUGGUGUCCCUUAUGAUGGUGGAAAAAGUUCCGGACUCCACGUACGAAAUGGUCGGCGGGCUGGAUAAGCAGAUCAAGGAAAUCAAGGAGGUGAUUGAGCUGCCGGUGAAACAUCCGGAACUGUUCGAUGCGCUGGGAAUUGCCCAGCCGAAGGGAGUGUUGCUGUACGGGCCACCGGGAACGGGAAAAACACUUCUGGCUCGAGCCGUGGCCCAUCACACGGAGUGCACGUUUAUUCGCGUAUCCGGCUCGGAACUGGUGCAGAAGUUUAUCGGCGAGGGUUCCCGAAUGGUGCGGGAGCUGUUCGUGAUGGCGAGAGAGCACGCGCCGUCGAUCAUCUUCAUGGACGAAAUCGAUUCCAUCGGAUCAUCGCGUAUCGAAAGCGGCAGUGGAGGCGAUUCCGAAGUACAGCGUACCAUGUUGGAACUAUUGAAUCAGCUGGACGGUUUCGAGGCGACCAAGAACAUCAAGGUCAUCAUGGCCACCAAUCGUAUCGACAUCCUGGAUCCGGCCCUGCUGCGUCCCGGACGUAUCGAUCGUAAGAUCGAAUUCCCGCCACCAAACGAGGAAGCCCGUCUGGACAUUCUGAAGAUUCACUCGCGAAAGAUGAACCUGACGCGAGGUAUCAAUCUGCGCAAGAUCGCCGAACUGAUGCCGGGUGCUUCCGGGGCCGAGGUGAAGGGCGUCUGCACCGAGGCGGGAAUGUACGCUCUGCGGGAGCGCCGAGUCCACGUCACGCAGGAGGACUUCGAGAUGGCCGUCGCCAAGGUGAUGCAGAAGGACUCCGAGAAGAACAUGUCGAUCAAGAAGCUCUGGAAGUAGGGAGGGGGAUCGAUCUUGUCUUCGAAAUGCUGCUUAGAAUAUGUAAUCGAUACCUUUUCUUUUCAAGACUAUCCGUAAUUGCUAAAUACCUAUGAUAAUAAACUGUGAAACUUCAA